Molecule: messenger RNA, 921 nt
Organism: Dibothriocephalus latus
Lineage: Eukaryota; Metazoa; Platyhelminthes; Cestoda; Diphyllobothriidea; Diphyllobothriidae
Source: the annotation of a GenBank genome assembly
CAUUGCCAUAAGUUGCGCAUCAAAAAUCCCGAUGCAGUUAAAAAGAAGCUUACUCGCAUGAUUGCUCUGGGCAAAGACAAUCUCCAAGUAGGAGUGUUUAUUUACAUUAAUCAUGCCUCUCAGGUUAUAUCUGACUUUGACUGGACUAUGUCGAAGUACGUUCACAAAGGUGAGCCUAAUCCUACGUGUCACGGAAUCUUUGAGCAGGAUCCCGAUAUGACAGCGGAGACGCAAAACAAGUUACGUAUUCUGCGACAGACAUAUCACCCAAUUGAAGUAGAUCCGACUAUUCCAGUUUCCAUGAAGAUUCCAAUCAUGUUGGAGUGGUGGGAUUUGUCGCACAGAGUGAUCGCCACGUCCAGUAUCCAUAAAGAUACACUUCAAGCAACUGUAAACCAGUGCAACCUUGCCCUCAGAGACCAUGUAGGAGAUUUCAUGGCGCAGUUGCACAGAGAAAAUAUUCCUCUGCUGAUAUUUUCUGCUGGCCUUGGGAACGUUAUAGAACUUCUUCUGGAACGUUUUCACUUGUGUUUUGACAACGUUCGAGUAGUCUCCAAUUUCAUGGACUUUAAUGACGAGGGCCUAUUGAUUGGGUUCCAAGAGCCUGUAAUCCACACUUUCAACAAAACAAUCUCAAGCAUUUCUAACAGCGAAUACAUGACGAACGUUUUGUCUAAACGUUCCUCAAUUAUUCUUUUGGGGGAUUCCUCGGCCGAUCCAAACAUGGCGGACGGCAUUCCUGGAAAAAGCGUGGAUUCCCAUGUAAAUAUUUUGAAAAUCGGCUUCCUUAACGAUAAAGUCGAAACCCUGCUAGACACCUACAUGGAUAUUUACGAUAUUGUCCUGAUAGACGAUGCGACCUUUAAGAUACCGUUGGAGGUGCUGAACUGCAUCGUUCAUUCGGAAUCGCUCGACGUCUGA